Molecule: messenger RNA, 959 nt
Organism: Aureobasidium subglaciale EXF-2481
Lineage: Eukaryota; Fungi; Ascomycota; Dothideomycetes; Dothideales; Saccotheciaceae
Exons: 4
Coding region: 55-822 (255 amino acids)
Biological process (GO): translation
Cellular component (GO): cytosol; ribosome
Molecular function (GO): structural constituent of ribosome
Source: RefSeq, a predicted model, not a curated record
AUUGAUCUUCUUCCUUUGUGACGACCUUUUUUACAUCCAUCCACAGACACAAUCAUGGCUGUCGGCAAGAACAAGAGAUUGUCCAAGGGCAAGAAGGGCUUGAAGAAGCGCACCGACCCCUUCGCCAAGAAGGACUGGUACAACCUCAAGGCCCCUUCCACCUUCGCCAUCAGAGAUGUUGGCAAGACCCUCGUCAACCGCACCACCGGUCUCAAGAACGCCAACGACGCUCUUAAGGGCCGUAUCUUCGAGGUUUCGCUCGCCGAUCUCCAGAAGGAUGAAGACCACUCUUUCCGCAAGGUCCGUCUGAGAGUCGACGAGGUUCAGGGCAAGAACUGCCUGACCAACUUCCACGGUCUCGACUUCACUUCCGACAAGCUCCGCUCGCUUGUUCGCAAGUGGCAGUCCCUGAUCGAGGCCAACGUUGUCGUCAAGACCACCGACGACUACCUCCUCCGCCUGUUCUGCAUCGCCUUCACCAAGAGACGCCCCAACCAGAUCAAGAAGACCACAUACGCCCGCAGCUCGCAAAUCAGACAAAUCCGCAAGAAGAUGACCGACAUCAUGCAGCGUGAGGCCAGCAGCUGCACCCUCUCCCAGCUUACCCAGAAGCUCAUCCCCGAGGUUAUCGGCCGCGAGAUCGAGAAGUCCACCCAGGGCAUCUACCCCCUCCAGAACGUCCACGUCCGCAAGGUCAAGCUCCUCAAGUCGCCCAAGUUCGACCUCGGUGCUCUCCUUAACCUCCACGGCGAGUCCAACACCGACGAGUCCGGCCAGAAGGUUGAGCGUGAGUUCAAGGAGACCGUCCUCGAGAGCGUGUAAGCAUCUGAUGAAUGGAACAAGAUGGGUUGGAGUUUGCUUGACACGAUGUUGCCGGCGUUCGACGUGGAAAAGGAAUGCUUUAGGCAUCUUCGUGUUAGCUACUUUUCAUGGCAAAAAAAGAAUCGUCAAAAGCCUUC